Apis dorsata (giant honeybee) is the source of this 3139-nucleotide messenger RNA. RefSeq names its product homeobox protein six1a-like (gene so). The record is from RefSeq and is a predicted model, not a curated record. Gene Ontology annotation, molecular function: RNA polymerase II cis-regulatory region sequence-specific DNA binding; DNA-binding transcription factor activity, RNA polymerase II-specific. Gene Ontology annotation, biological process: regulation of transcription by RNA polymerase II. Lineage: Eukaryota; Metazoa; Arthropoda; Insecta; Hymenoptera; Apidae. The coding region runs from base 1535 to 3091 and encodes 518 amino acids. Gene Ontology annotation, cellular component: nucleus; transcription regulator complex. The transcript has 6 exons.
CUUCUGGUGCGUGCGUAGGAGAACGUCUCUUUUUCGACCGGUCACAAGAGAGAGAGAGAAAGAGAGAGGGAGUGCGUAAAUCUGACGUUUCGUUAUCAUUCUUUGAAUUGUCUUCGAUGUUACGAGUUUCGAUAUACUUUGAUCAUCGUGUCGUCGCGCGUGAUCGUUGAUAUUUAUUGGUUAUGUUCAUCGCAUCGCGUGUUUUCUUUCGCCGGUAGUGUUAGGAGUGCGAUAUAAACAGUGCGUUUUUCGAAUCGUUUUUGUAAGUGUAUCGGUUGUGUCGCGUGCUUUUCGAUAAUCUGUUCUCAAAAAUUCGACGACAAUAGUUUGAAAAAUUGUUCCAUUCGAGAUUUGAUAAAAAGAAGAAUCGAAAAAGAUAGAGGAGGACAGAAACGGACUAUUUAACACGCUCCUAAUAAUAGCCAGUGCGCGUUCGUACGCGAGUAUACUAAGCGCCUAUAAAUACACACCUACCACGGCCCGCGGAAACACGAGCCCGUGGAUUUCACGGUGCAACCUGCCACGAAGAGAUAGAAAAGACGCGAAGUCGAAGGGAAAAGAGGGAGGAUAAUCUUGAAGGAGGGCGCACCUGGCGCUCUAAGAGAAACUUGCCAUAAUCGGAUCUAGUCGGAGGCAGUAACGCAAGAUAAUCGCGCAACACACGCGAGAUGAGGAAACUAUAGAAAAAGAUAAACGUGCCAGAGAAAGAGAAAGAGAGAGACAGUGAAUCGACCCACUGGCUGCUGGUUACAUAUCAGCCUCUGAAAGCAGAUUAGAGAAUAACCUGCAGCUGGAGUGUGAGAUUUUAUUAUUCCACGGAGUGUAUCCUUUCUUUUACUCUCGUAACACGAGAAACGUCUCGUUGGAAUUCGUCGGCAGCCGAGCUUGCAGCAAGUCUACCAGCAGUAGACUAAAAAUAUCCCCUUCCUGCAUAUUCUGACGCGUUUAUACCGUCACAAGUGUGGCGCGUUCUUCCUUUGUGUUGCUGUUAUAAACUCUUCAACCCUCUGCUUUCUCUCUGUGCUCAAAAGUACACGACCACUUUACUCCACUGACUACGAGUCAAUUUUGUCUGAUCGAAGAAGAAAAUCUCUAUAACAAUAUAGUUUUUCCAACUAUACAUCUGGACGCUAGCGAACAACGUGUUCGUUCGUUGAUUCGACUACGGUGAAAACGCACCGAGAGAAAGAUGCCUCGCAGAAAAUUAUAUGUGAAAGAGCAUCGUGGAUGACUAUCGAAAGGUAUGAAGAUCGUUGAUAAAUUCAUUACCGCCGGUGGCUCGUACGCAGCUGAAUAUCCGCCGUCGGAACGAUUCUCGAAAGAAUCAAGCUUCAUCCGUCGGCUAAACGACCAGUGGGUCGCGGAUUUUUCACAAGUGGUUAAUAAAGAAUAUAAUUCUAUCGCGUGGUAAGGAAAACGAAAAAAGAAUAAGAAAAUAGUGAGUGAAACGAAGUGCACGGAAGAAAAGUGGUCCACGGUGGAGGGUGGAGGGAACGGUGUACAAGGGGUCGCCGUGGGCCCCGGAGAUGAUGCGAUGAUGGCCUACGGAGGAACCACCGGAAACGGAGGUGCAAUGGGACCUUCUUCUGGUGGUACAGAUGUUUUGGGCUCGACCGGUGAUUAUAGUCCACAAGGGACACCGACACCACUCACGGGACAUACUGCCGGACCCGUUGAAGCAACUACCUACGGUCCUGGAACGGGACCAGCGAGUUAUAGCCCCCAAGACAGUCCUGCGAGCUCUGCCGGCGGCGGUAGCGGUNNNAAUGGACAGCUUCCCAGCUUCGGAUUUACGCAGGAACAAGUCGCCUGUGUUUGUGAGGCGAUGGUGUCGUCUGUCCAGGUUCUCCAACAGGCAGGCUCUGUGGAGAGGCUUGGCAGGUUCCUGUGGUCCCUGCCGGCGUGCACUAGGUUGCAUCGUCACGAGAGUGUGCUGAAAGCUAAGGCGAUUGUCGCCUUCCAUCGGGGCCACUUCAAGGAACUGUACAGGAUUCUUGAGAGUCAUACAUUCAGUCCGCACAAUCAUCAGAAACUGCAAGCUCUCUGGCUCAAGGCUCAUUACAUAGAGGCCGAGAGAUUGAGAGGAAGGCCUUUGGGUGCAGUUGGAAAAUAUCGCGUUCGGCGUAAAUUUCCUCUGCCCCGUACUAUUUGGGAUGGCGAGGAGACGUCUUACUGCUUCAAGGAGAAAUCCAGAAGCGUUCUGAGGGAUUGGUACGCUACUAAUCCUUAUCCUUCGCCUCGUGAAAAGCGAGAAUUGGCAGAAAGCACGGGACUCACUACUACGCAAGUCAGCAACUGGUUCAAGAACCGGAGACAAAGGGAUCGUGCAGCUGAACAUAGUGGGCAACGGGAAGAUAAGACUCAUGGCGGAGGACUAGGUGAUUCGAGCAGCGAAAGUGGGGACGACACGAAGAGACAAGCGGUGAGCCAGCAACAGCAACAACAGCCGUCUUCUUGCGCUGUUCAGCAACAGCAGCAACAGCAACAGAUGGUGGAUCACCAGCAGACGUCGGGCAUGUAUCAACUUCCUCCUCCGGUCUCGGUGUCCAGCCCUCACUCGUACCACCAAGGCCAUGGCUCGACCUUGAGUCAUCCUCACACGCCGACGCACCACAUGCAGCACCACGAUACCGGAAGCGAGAGCGGGGACGACAAACGAAACCUUCAUCAUCAGUUGCAACACCAUCUCCAGGUCGGUGCUCACGGUACUCAUGGCUUGGUACAUCCCACGGCGACCUUGCCACCACCGCCACCCAGCUGCGCCCAGCAGAAGAGCCAGUUGGACUAUAUGCAAUACUAUGGUCCACAGGAUUACCUAAUCACACCGACCUCGGCGGACCUACAAAAGUCGCUCCCGCACACAGCCACGUCGAUGCAGAUGGGUGCUAUAGCUCCUUCCAUGGGUGGGCUGAGCCCGAUGGGUCCAUCGACGAUGCUCCCGAACACGAUGCAAAGCGUGAACACGAUGAACACUAUGUCGAUGAACGGGAUUGGAAUGGGCGCGUACCAGGGAAUGGGUUCCAUGGGGAUGUCUACGUCCCACGGUAGUUUUCACAACGGGUUGGUGUUAGGCGAUUAUCACUCGUUGUGACCCUGGGCUCCGAGCAGUCAGAGCAAGAGAAAUCAAGAAAAAACUUAA